Clarias gariepinus (North African catfish) is the source of this 3862-nucleotide messenger RNA. RefSeq names its product retinoic acid receptor gamma a (gene rarga). Gene Ontology annotation, molecular function: nuclear glucocorticoid receptor binding; nuclear receptor activity; RNA polymerase II cis-regulatory region sequence-specific DNA binding. Lineage: Eukaryota; Metazoa; Chordata; Actinopteri; Siluriformes; Clariidae. Gene Ontology annotation, biological process: retinoic acid receptor signaling pathway; regulation of transcription by RNA polymerase II; cellular response to corticotropin-releasing hormone stimulus. The record is from RefSeq and is a predicted model, not a curated record. The transcript is spliced from 9 exons. Gene Ontology annotation, cellular component: transcription regulator complex; nucleus. The coding region runs from base 503 to 2017 and encodes 504 amino acids.
CCAGUCUAGACAUUUUGUGUCUUGUCAAAAAAUGUGCUGUUUAUUUAAAGUCACAUGGUCCCAGGCUGCAUUUAUGAUUCACAGAGCCUAAUUAUUUCUCACUGAGUGCCAUAGGGAGUGUAUGCAUGUAGUAAGAAAGAGAGGGAGGAAGAAACGAAAGGGAAGGAGGGAGGGUGAGGGAAAGAAAGAAAGAAAGUAAGAGAGAGAGACAGAAAUGAGUUGGUGAGUUGGUUUGUGCUCUGCCUCUGCAGUUUAAGGGAGCCGGACGAACGUAGAGCGUGUUCGAUUCCUCUCCACAACGCACUCUUGUCUCCUCCUUCAUCCUGGGUGAAGCUGGGAAAGUUUCUUCAACGGCUGGAGCUGCGCUAAAGUGGGUCCUCCGGGUCUGAAGUAACUGGAGCACUGAGUACGCCAGGUGAAGUACCGCUAAACCUCCGUCACCCUGGCAGCUUGGCCGGGAUCACAGGGCCAGCCAGCCAGAGCCUCGGCUUGUGGUGUCGCCAUGGCCACCAAUCGUAGUCACAUGCCCGGCUUCCCGCCCGCUGUCUAUCCGUUUGCCUUCAACUCCAUGCGGAGCCACUCCCCCUUUGACCUGAUGGCCAAUGGAAGCCUGUUUGGCCGCUUUGGGGCGGACCUUCCUAAAGAGAUGGCUGCCUUGUCGGUGGAGACCCAGAGCACCAGUUCAGAGGAGAUGGUACCCAGUUCGCCCUCUCCACCCCCACCGCCGCGUGUCUACAAGCCGUGCUUCGUGUGCCAGGAUAAAUCAUCGGGCUACCACUACGGCGUUAGCUCCUGUGAGGGCUGCAAGGGCUUCUUUCGGCGCAGCAUCCAGAAGAACAUGGUGUACACCUGCCACCGUGACAAGAACUGCCAGAUCAACAAGGUCACACGCAACCGCUGCCAGUACUGCCGUCUGCAGAAGUGCUUUGAAGUCGGCAUGUCCAAGGAAGCUGUGAGGAAUGACCGAAACAAGAAGAAGAAGGACGUGAAGGAGGAAAUCGUGCCUGUUGAGAGCUACGAGCUGAGUGGCGAACUGGAGGAACUGGUCAACAAAGUGAGCAAAGCUCACCAAGAGACCUGCCCUUCAUUGUGCCAGCUGGGAAAAUACACCACGAACUCCAGCUCAGAUCACCGUGUUCAGUUGGAUCUCGGAUUGUGGGACAAGUUCAGUGAACUUUCCACCAAGUGCAUUAUCAAGAUCGUGGAGUUCGCCAAGCGCCUCCCUGGCUUCACGACUCUCACCAUUGCCGACCAGAUCACCCUGCUCAAAUCAGCCUGUCUGGACAUUCUGAUGCUGCGGAUCUGCACACGCUACACACCGGAGCAGGAUACGAUGACAUUUUCAGAUGGACUUACUCUAAACCGGACUCAGAUGCACAAUGCUGGGUUCGGUCCGCUAACUGAUCUGGUCUUUGCGUUUGCUGGGCAACUUUUACCGCUGGAGAUGGACGACACCGAAACAGGCCUCCUCAGUGCCAUCUGUCUUAUCUGUGGAGACCGCAUGGACCUGGAGGAGCCCCAGCGUGUAGAUCGUCUACAGGAGCCUCUACUGGAGGCGCUGAAAAUCUACGCCCGUCGCCGCCGGCCCAACAAACCCCACAUGUUCCCACGAAUGCUGAUGAAGAUCACAGACCUGCGUGGCAUCAGCACCAAAGGAGCAGAGAGAGCGGUCACCCUGAAAAUGGAAAUCCCAGGCCCAAUGCCACCUCUGAUCCGUGAAAUGCUGGAGAAUCCGGAGGCGUUUGAAGAGCAGCCAGAAUGCAACGAGAGCAAAGACGAGCCAGCUCCUCCUCCUCCUCCUCCAACAGUUCCCCCGUUCACCCUGAAGACAGAGCGUGAGGAUGAGGACGAGAGCUGGGCCACUGAGAACGGAAGUGAGCCGUCACCGGAGGAGGAAGACGACGAUGACGACGAUGCCGAGGAAGAGAGGGGAACGGACAGUGACGGAGAGGCCUGGCCUGGUCAGGAACCUAAUGUGGACAUGUCCAGAAAAAGCCAUAGUGGAAGAGCCCAAUGAGCAGGCUUCUUCUCUGUAAACACAAACCCACACAACACCUUCACUCCUCGUUCCCCUUGGCUACCCUGUUCUAACAGCAAGCUGCCCCUGUAGGGGCAAACAUAGAGCCUUAUAUCCGUACAGCCAACCUUAACUCAGGCCUAUUGGUCAUCAAAUGAGACACGCAUGCAUAAUGUGUGAAGACUUGAGAUGGACGGCUCUUCUCAGGAACUCUGGAAAAAGGGCAAGAGGGAAGACGUGAGACUAAACAAAUGACUGUACAGACAAAACAAUUACUUUUUUUAUACUAUUAUGUUUGUAUUAAAGAGAAACGAGCAGCCAUACAGAAAAACAUAAAAUAAACCAGUCAACAGGUUCAAGAAAAAAAAGAAAAGAAAAAAAACCUACAAGCUGAAAUAACCAUUGGGUUGCAUUUGAAUACCGUUUUUUAACGUUUUGUUUUCAGCCUCUUUUACUUUUUUUAUGAAUAUGCCCAUACAUAUCUAUAUACCUUUAUAUUUUUGUCUUUGUAUACUAUUUUUUCAGUUAUACAUUUGUUUGGAAAGCUUUCCUAAGGAGAGACGGAGAUGAUCCAAUAAUUAUACCUGGCAGACGUCUACUGAGUCUUUACCCAGACGUUUGGCUGGGUUCUCAAGCACUUGGCUCACUGUAGACGUCGAGGGUAAUCAGUCGGCUAGCUUGUCUCUUCCUUGACUCCUGCUAGUUGAUUGAUAUUUUAAGGACUGGGAUUAGCGAUAUGAGUUAUGGUUGCUUAAGCUGCAGUACCUUCCUGCCAACUGAAUGGUGUUUUUGUGCCAAAGCAUGCAGUUUAUAACGUGGCAAAGAGUUUGUCAGCACUCAGUGAUCCCCUCUAAAGCCAAACUCUAAAGAGUACACUUGGUUUAUAUGUAAGGCAGGCUUUAUAUGCUAAAUGUUCAGAACGAUCACUUCCUUAAUGUUCUUUUGAGACAUGUUUCCACAAGAAUGCUUUGCUAAGAUUUUCAUACACACUUGAAAAAUACCCACAUCUUCCAUAUCCACAAUAUCCCCACAUAUCACAAGCACAUCCAGCAUGCCGGCAGAACUCUUUCUUACAGUAUAUAUAAAAAAAAAAACGGAAACUCCGACUCAGGGCAUUUCGGUGAGGACCAAACGCUAGCUGCCUGCAGGCAUGCUGCAAAAACAGCAAUAUUUAUGUGUGUGUAGUAUUCAAUAUGUUUGCUCAGUUUAGAUGUCCAGCUUGGAAGUGGUGACAUCUACAGACCUUAGUAAAGCCAUUGUAAAACUUUUAUAUACUCUCUUUUAUUAUAUGGUCAUUUUUUUUAGUUAUAUACUGCCAAAAAAACACAGCAUGCAAUUAGGUGACCGUGUUUAAUGUGCCACUUUUACAGUUAUGCAAUACAGAAACCAGAUGUGUGUGUGUUUAUCUCUGGGAUUGUGAGGUCUGUUGAGCAUGGAUUUAAUGAAUGAUGAAUGUCAUUUGUGUGGUGCUAAAACACAAGAAUGUGAACAUGCACCCGCUUUUUUUUACACACACACACACACGCACAUGCGCGCACACACACAUAUACAUACAUAUGUAAGCACCAUUGCCGGUCCUUUGUGCACACUCUUGCCUGUCCUGUUCAUUCAGAAACACAGGUGCGCACAAAAAAACCUCUUCUGGCACCUAGUGGAGUGUAGCACUUCCUGUAACACGUUGCUAUGUUGCAAACCGAAUGUUGACAUUUAUGUUGUCUGUUUUUGCUCAUUUUUAUGUCAUCGAUUUGGAUGAGGCGUUCUCGGGUCCCUGUUCAUGUUUAAGCAGCUCUGUUAUAUAAAGAAAAGCCAUAUAAACAUUCAAAGGCAAUAAAUGACUGAUUGCAA